This is a messenger RNA of Miscanthus lutarioriparius, 1815 nucleotides long. Lineage: Eukaryota; Viridiplantae; Streptophyta; Magnoliopsida; Poales; Poaceae. The record is from the annotation of a GenBank genome assembly.
AUGGCGGCCGCCAUUGCCGUUCUUCGCGCCGCCCUCCGCCGGGGCCGUCCGGCAGCCGCGGCGCUACUGCACCAACGUCCCAACCCCUCCGCUCGGAGCCUCCCGCCGCCGCCUCCUCUCGGUCGAGCGCUUCCUCCCCUCCCGCGGCUUGGUUUCUCCGCCAGCUUCGGCUACUCCACCGCCACCGAGGAGUCGACGCCCGCCGCGAGGCCCAAGGGCAAGGCCAAGGCCAGGAAGAACCCCAUGAAGCAGUCGCGCUUCGACUUCACCAAGGUGGACGCCGCGCUUCUCCCCACCGUCAUCCUCGUCGGCCGCCCUAACGUCGGCAAGUCAGCCCUAUUCAACAGAUUUAUACGGAGGAGGGAGGCGUUGGUGUACAAUACUCCUGGGGACCAUGUCACUCGUGACAUCCGUGAAGGAGUUGCCAAGCUUGGAGAUCUCCGUUUCCGCGUGCUUGACUCAGCUGGACUUGAGACUGCAGCAACAUCUGGGAGCAUUCUCGCUCGGACCGCAGAUAUGACAGGGAAUGUAUUGGCUAGGUCUCAAUUUGCCAUUUUCUUGAUUGAUGUGAGGGAUGGUCUGCAGCCGCUGGAUCUUGAGGUUGGGCAAUGGCUGCGGAAGCAUGCAUCUGGGAUACAUACGCUUGUUGCGAUGAACAAGUCUGAGUCACUUGAUGAGCAUGGACUUCUGACUGCUGCUGCUGGAGAAGCACACAAGUUGGGGUUUGGUGAUCCUGUUGCAAUAUCCGCAGAGACAGGCCUGGGGAUGGCAGAACUCUAUGAGAUACUCAGGCCAUUGUUUGAGGAAUACAUGUUUCAGCUUCCAAACAAUGACCUCAAUCAAGAUGAUCCUACCUCAGAGGUUGAAACUGAGGCCCAUGAAGGUGACGAGAGCAAGUUACCUUUGCAGUUGGCAAUUGUGGGACGUCCUAAUGUUGGGAAGUCCACCCUUUUAAAUACCUUGUUGCAAGAACAGAGAGUUCUUGUUGGUCCAGAGGCAGGUCUAACAAGGGACUCGAUUCGGGCUCAGUUUCAAUUUGAUAAUCGAACCGUGUAUUUAGUGGACACUGCAGGUUGGAUGGAAAGAUCAGGGAAGGAGAAAGGGCCAGCAUCUUUGAGUGUUGUGCAGUCUAGAAAGAACCUAAUGAGGGCUCACAUUGUUGCUCUUGUGCUGGAUGCUGAAAAGAUUGCUAAGUCCAAAAGUAGCAUGAAUCACCCAGAAGUCGUGAUAGCACGGCAAGCAAUAGAAGAGGGCCGUGGACUCGUUGUGAUUGUCAAUAAAAUGGAUCUCCUUAGAGAUAACCAAACGCUGUUUAACAAGGUUAUGGACGCUGUUCCUAGUGAAAUUCAGACAGUCAUUCCUCAGGUGACAGGAAUACCGGUUGUUUUUGUGUCAGCACUGGAGGGGAGGGGACGGAUUGCUAUGAUGCGCCAGGUUAUAGAUACCUAUGAGAAAUGGUGUUUAAGAUUGUCAACAUCACGGCUCAACCGUUGGUUGCGUAAGGUUAUGAGCAGACAUUCCUGGAAAGAUUCAGCUACUCAGCCAAAAGUCAAGUACUUCACUCAAGUGAAGGCGCGACCACCAACUUUUGUUGCCUUUAUGAGUGGGAAGACUCAGCUUUCUGAUACAGAUAUUAGGUUCUUGACAAAGUCUCUCAAGGAAGAUUUCGACAUUGGGGGAAUACCGAUCCGGAUCGUACAACGUUCUAUUCCAAGAAAAGCUUCUGCAAAGAGCAACACAAGGAACACUGGGCCUAGGAUUGUCAGGAUGAAAACAGACAAACGAACAACGGUAUCUGACCCUGCUCUGUCAUAG